This is a messenger RNA of Hylaeus volcanicus, 3466 nucleotides long. RefSeq lists its product as uncharacterized. The transcript is spliced from 4 exons. Bases 147 to 3149 code for a protein of 1000 amino acids. The record is from RefSeq and is a predicted model, not a curated record. NCBI's taxonomy places the organism in Eukaryota, Metazoa, Arthropoda, Insecta, Hymenoptera, Colletidae.
CAAUAUAAUUCAAGAUUAACGACCAUUGUGUUUGACAUAAAAUAAUUUUUUAACAUUUCAAUAAUUUUUUCUUAUUUGGCGUUGUAUAUUUUUUUUCGAUACUUUUGCCCUUAUUUUGUUUGAAGAUACAAAUAAUUUUAACAAUAAUGACAAGCUAUAUAAAUCAACGCUUUCCCUAUUUAGCAAUUAUAUUAGUUUGUUUUUUCUUGCAUAUUAGGCAGACCAAAGUUAAUGCGAACGUUUCCUUUUCAGAUCCUUAUCAUGGUCUCUCAAACGAAGAGAUAUAUAUAAGUAAAAUUUUUGGAGAAGAUAAAAUUUAUACUAUAGACGGAAUUCAAGAUUUAAAUUUAAAUUUGAACGGAUCAGAAAAUAAAAAUAGGGAUUAUAUUCCUCGUAUUUCUUUAAAAAAUAAUAUUUCUUUGUUACAGGAGAAAAUCCUAAUGAGUAAAGAAAAAUUACAGAGUUCGAUACCCCGUUUCGCAUUAAAUGGCACUUUAAGAAAUUCUUCAGAAAAUUCCUUCAUACUAAAUAAUACAAAUUUAGUUUAUCCAAAAAGUACAAGAAAGUUACUGGCUUUAAAUCCAGUGAAUCCAAAUUUCUCUAUGAAAUUUUACGUUCCAAAAACUCAUGAAAAUGAAGAGAAAUCUGUCAAUGAUACAAACAACUAUGUCAUUAAUACAAAAAACUUAUUAAUGUUAUCUUCCGAAGAUGAAACUAUUCGUUUGAUAAAUUGUAGUUUAUUGUAUCCAUAUUAUGAUGAACUCAAUCGUAGGGCUUCUCUUGAACAUAAUGGAAACAGUGAUAAAAACAACACAAAACUUGACUAUUUGAAUUCCACUUUUUUACGGUUACGUAAUUAUGGUUCGAAAUUUAGAGCGUUACGACAACAAAUUAAUGAAACGACAAACUCCACCAAUUUUCUGACACUUGAUACAAAUCGUCAAAAUAGUAUUUUAAAUAUGUUUCCUAAACAUGUGAGGCAUCAACAGUUCAACUCAACACCUCGAUUUCAUAAACUUUUUUUGUUGGAUAAUAUAACAAAACCGAAUUUGUUUAAUUCAACUGGAAUCCGAUUACUGCCGUCCUAUUCAGCAAACAUUACAGUCAUUGAAAGAAAAAUUGACUUACCACACCCGAAUAUUUCAAAGCAUUUAUCCAAAUUAAAUGAAUUUGGUGAUGAGCGUUUGGAAAACAGGAAAAAAAUUAUGUCAAAAUAUAUACAGAAACUGAAUACUACAAAGCAAGCUUUAAAAGAAAAGAUGUCAUUAAUCAAAGAAAAAGAACGUCAAAUAACUGCAGUAAAGCGUACACCUUUUCGUAAUUUAAAUCGACCACCCUUUCUAGAUACAACAAUAUAUCCAAAGGUUGAAAACGCUGUGCUUCCACCACUCUCUGCUUAUUUCGAUAUGUAUAAUUCUACCAUGGAAGGACGAUCAGAAGACGACAGUGACGUUUUUGUGGGAAUUUCGAAAAUGGAUGAGUUUCCAGAAAGUAGUCUAAAUCCAAAAAUUUAUUUUUAUGGGAUGGAAGUACAGAACGCUAUAAAAUUGAUUCAAAAGACAAGUGAAUUAGCAACGCAGUGCCGGUUUAUGGGACUUUUGCACUACCUUAUGCUUACAGGAAAAAUCUAUCAACCCGAUGAGAACUUAAAGGGCGAAGAUCCUAUAAACUGUUUCAAUUUUUGCUCUUUGAAUCACUUAAGUGACGUCCUUGAUAGUUCUGUGACGUUAAGUAAAUCAGCUGAAAUUUUACAAAAAAAGAUACAUACCUUGAAUGAAACGAGUAUAGAAUUAACGGGUGAAUCACUGGAAAACGAAAAGAAAUUAGCAGCAUUAUCAAUAAAAGAGGCUGAACAUUCACGGGUUUCAUUAAACCAAGUAUUAGCGGAGUUAGAAGCUUUUCAAAUUAUUUUAACUAAGGGUAAAUCAACAACCUAUUUUAAUUUAGUCAAUAAUUUAAAAAGUCUUUAUUUUAAUCAACCGUUGAAAAACAAAGAAGAAGAAUUCACAACAAGUAUAGAGGGUAUACAAAAGUUUAUUGAACGUCUUUCCUUAUAUUGGAGUUUUUCUGACGAAACCUUAGAAAAAGUGAAAAAUAUUAGAAUGCGUUGUAACGAGAUUAUCAAUAUGAUGGGUCUAAACUCUUUAGAAAAAAAUGAUAAGGAAUUUGACACGAAGAUUUUUGAUUUGAUUAAUAUUUUAGAAAACAUUCGUCUAAAACUUUCUCCUUUAUUGAACUACGCUUCAACUUUGAAUUCCGAAAAAAAAGAUACAGACAAAGUAUAUAUUUUAACUUUUGCGCCCAAUGAUGUAUUUGAAAGCUUAGCAGAAGUUUCCACAACAAAUCCUUUAAAAAAUACAAAAGAAUCUCAGGAUAAAAAAGUUGAACAAUUGAUUUCUAAAUUCCAAAUGGAAUCCACAAACAAUAUAAAUGAAAUUGGCUUUAAUCUUUUAAAACGUCUUCGACAGAAUUCUUUGAUUAGUUUUGAGCAAUUAUCCAGUUUAAAAGCAAAGUUUGCAAAAAUUAAAGACAGUGUUCCAGACGAUAUGCAUCAAAAGAAAUCUUUAGUUUUAUUGCCAGCAAUCCUUCAUCAUGCUUUACGUAUGCAAGGUUAUGAAGCUGAAAGGAUUCAUUCGUUGCUGAAUAAAUUUAAAAUGUCUAGAGUGAGAUCAACUGAAAAUGAGCCAAAUUCAGAUGGAAACGCCCUAACAGUUCGAGACGUCUUAGCCAAUUUAAAAUCUGCCAUUUUCCAAACUCCUCGUAAAUUUUAUACCACGGAAAGGAAGGAAAGAUAUCUUAAAAGUUUACUAGAUAACAAAAUUUCCAAUGUUAAAAGUUGGGUUAUGAAAAUUAGACAAAACGAAUUCAAGAGCUCAACAGGGCUACAAGCUUCGGAAACAAUAGAUGAAAAAUCAUAUGAAAACAAUGAUACCGAUAAUUCAAAAAAAGAAACAAGAAGCUUGCAAAAAUUAAUACCUAGCACAUCCAAGUUACCUUCAAAAAUUCAUGUUUUACACGUGAAAAAAUCAAACGCCGAUGAUCUGCUUGAAAAACUAAAAGAAAAUACGAAAACUUUAAGUUUACCAGCUUUACAAAAAGUUAACACGAAUUGCUCCAGACCCCUCAAUCAAUCAAAUGGAUUUUCAUAAGUUCAUUUGAAAAAAAAUUAAAUACAACAAACGAAAAAUGGACAGAAAAAGGAAUAAUAAUAUAGUGCAAAAUACCCUUUGUUAUCAAGUUUGUAAAUAUCUUGGUACCUUUAAAAAUAUGAUUCUUCUUGUUGUAGUAGCAGUCUCUUUCUAGUUUUUUUUUUUCGUGAAUCGAACAACAAUAUUUAUUAACUAAAGAAUCAAUGACAUCCUAGUUUUGUUUUUUCUUUAAAAUGUGCAUAAUUUUUUUUAAUUUUCAGUUGAACUAAAUAAUGUUAAACAAGUUUAAUAAAAUAACUUUAUAAAUUAAUCGAAAA